Lagopus leucura (white-tailed ptarmigan) is the source of this 1119-nucleotide messenger RNA. RefSeq names its product G protein-coupled receptor 15 (gene GPR15). Gene Ontology annotation, cellular component: membrane. The record is from RefSeq and is a predicted model, not a curated record. Gene Ontology annotation, molecular function: G protein-coupled receptor activity. The transcript has a single exon. Bases 1 to 1119 code for a protein of 372 amino acids. NCBI's taxonomy places the organism in Eukaryota, Metazoa, Chordata, Aves, Galliformes, Phasianidae. Gene Ontology annotation, biological process: immune response; G protein-coupled receptor signaling pathway.
AUGAGGACAGCUGGGCCAGAAACAGAUCUCAUUCAGCUUUCGCCUGUGACUACGGUCACUUUCAACUAUGAUGACUACUACUACGAGGACAGCUGCCAGUACGAGCAGCUACAGCAUAUGACUGCUUUCCUCCCUGUCCUGCCUGUCCUGUAUGCUGCCGUGUUCUUGGUGGGCAUUCUUGGCAACUCCAUCCUGAUCGUAGCCUUAGUCUUCAAGCGACGGGUCCAGAGGCUGAUUGACAUCUUCAUCAUUAACCUUGCUGCUUCAGACUUCAUCUUCCUCAUCACGCUGCCAUUCUGGGUGGACAAGGAGGCAUCAGAUGGGAUAUGGAGGGUAGGAUCUUUCCUCUGUAAAGCUAGUUCUUACAUCAUCUCAGUCAACAUGUACUGCAGCAUCCUCCUCCUCACUUGUAUGAGUGCAGACCGGUACCUUGCCAUCAUGUAUCCCUCCAUUGCUAGAAGGGUCCGAACCAGAUCCUAUUCCAGUGGACUUUGCUUCUGCGUCUGGCUGUUAUCCUGCUGCUUAGGGAUACCAACCCUUUUGUCCAGAGAACUGAAUGAGCGCUACGGCAAGAUGUACUGCACAGACAAAGACGUGACAGAAUCCAAACAGAUCACAUCACUGAUGAUUUUAAUCCUGGCCUUCUUCUUCCCGCUGUUGAGCAUUCUGACCUUCUACUGCUCCAUCACAAAGAGACUCUGUGUCCAUUACCAGAGAUCUGGGAAACACGACAAGAAGCUGAGAAAAUCUAUCAAGAUCGUCUUCAUUGUGGUGGCUGCUUUUGUCAUCUCUUGGGUGCCCUUCAACCUCUUCAAGCUUAUGGCCAUCCUGUUGGGACUGCAGAAGCUGCCUGACUGUUUCCUUGACACGGUUGCCCAGGUGGGCAUGACGGUGAGCAGCCCCUUUGCCUUUGCCAACAGUUGUGCCAACCCUUUCAUUUACUACUGCUUUGACAAUUACAUCCGCAGAGCCAUGCUCAGGUGCCUGUGUCCGUGGGUGAAAGCCAGCAGCGGCAGCACCAUCUCUGACACCUUGGACACUCGCCUGAGCCACUCCUUAUCCAAUUUCAUCGCAGGGGAGUACACUGCAAGGAAGAGGAAGCGCUCCGUGUCCCUCUGA